This is a messenger RNA of Melampsora larici-populina 98AG31, 816 nucleotides long. RefSeq lists its product as uncharacterized. Gene Ontology annotation, cellular component: actin cytoskeleton; vesicle; cytoplasm. Gene Ontology annotation, biological process: vesicle transport along actin filament; actin filament organization. Gene Ontology annotation, molecular function: ATP binding; microfilament motor activity; actin filament binding. The record is from RefSeq and is a predicted model, not a curated record. The transcript has a single exon. NCBI's taxonomy places the organism in Eukaryota, Fungi, Basidiomycota, Pucciniomycetes, Pucciniales, Melampsoraceae. The annotation marks the transcript as partial.
AUGUCACUCAUCAGUAAUCAGCUCAUCCGUUUAUCCGAUCCGCUUGGGUCCAAUUCUCCUAGCGGUAAUGCAAAACCGGCUGAUAAGCUUCAAAGACAACUUCCUCACUUCUUUCACCUUCUCAGUUCGUUUACUCAGGCAAAGACAUAUCAGAAUCCAACUGCAUCACGUAUCUCAACCAUGUUUGAGAUCCAUUUCGAUGAUCUUGGUCAAUUGGCUGGUGCAAAAGCUUUAGUCUUUGGUUUUGAUAAAACUCGGCUUCGGAAUCCUCUUCGAUCAUCUCAAGAUCGAGCUUUUGAUGUCUUCUACCAGUUGAUCGCUGGCUUUAGUCCCAAUGAUGAUCCUAGCCUUAUUCAUCUCAUGCCCCAACCCUCUGACUAUCAGUUACUCGCCUCCUCAGGUUGCUAUCGGCUCGCCGAUCGUCCUGAUGCUGAUCAAAUGGCCUUUGAAGACUUGAGAGCAGCUUUCAAAGCGCUCGGAUUCAAGCCAAAGCAUAUUCAAUCCAUCUUCAAGCUUCUCUCCGCAAUCCUUUUGAUGGGUAACCUCGAAUUUGACCUUUAUAAUUCUCGCGAUUUCCAGGAUCAAUCUUGCUUUGUCACCGAUGUCGAAACCUUGGCCGUCGUUGCUGGACUCCUUGGCGUCACUCCUGACGAUCUUACUCGUAUCCUCACAAAUCGGGUGCAAUACAUACGCAAAGAAACUGUCACUGUCUUUUUGCGUCCUGAUGGGGCUCGUAGGCAAAGGGACGAUUUCAUGAACGCAUUAUAUGGAAUUCUCUUGGCUUAUGUGAUUGAGACCGCCAAUCACAAAAUGUUU